Xiphophorus couchianus (Monterrey platyfish) is the source of this 5293-nucleotide messenger RNA. It is a transcript of the gene zbed4, whose product is annotated as zinc finger, BED-type containing 4. Gene Ontology annotation, molecular function: protein dimerization activity; DNA binding. The coding region runs from base 709 to 4443 and encodes 1244 amino acids. The transcript is spliced from 2 exons. The record is from RefSeq and is a predicted model, not a curated record. Lineage: Eukaryota; Metazoa; Chordata; Actinopteri; Cyprinodontiformes; Poeciliidae.
GAAAUCGGGGGCUUAAUGCGGGCGGGACGUCGUGGUUGAGAAGCUUCCCUGAUUCGGAUCCCGUGCGGUUCGUGUGCUCGGCUGGGUUCUGCCUCGCCAGGUUAGCUUGCAUGUCCUGUGUGUGGCCUAGCUGGCAGCUAACCAGCUAGCAGACGUGGUACGGUCCGACCAUAACGAGGCGCAUAUCUAAGAGUGUGGCGACAAUUCUGCCUGUGUGUGUGUGUGUGUGUGUGUGUGUGUGGAGGAGUCACAGCCGUGGACAUUGGAGCGAGAUUUCACGCGUCAGAACGGCUUUACCUGCGAGUGGCUUUUGUGUAUUUAUUAGCCUUCAGGCUAACUAUUAGCUCUAACAUAGCCACCGUCGUGUUUACUGAUGAUGUAGCCUUAUAGCCGACAAUAUUUAACACUACUCCACUACUCCAUUAUGUGAUGCCUGGAGGAGUGUGACGAUCGUGGCUGCUCGAGUUCAUCGUGGCAAAGCGAAGAGCCGGCAGGGAAGCACACUGAUCUAAAGUUGUGUGGAGAGAAGUGGAAAAUGUUUAAUCUAUAAAUGGAGGGAAACAAGCAGGCACUCAGGGUCAACGAAAGCAACACGCUCAAUACCACACCUGCUUGAGAAGCACCUUAUCAAUGACUGCAGCUGAAACGAAGUGACUACACCCAACAACGCAAGCCUGACUGAUCCAUAGAAACAAUUGGGCUGCCACCAUGGACGGAGAGGAGCAUAUUCCUCGCCUGAGUGAGGAUUUCUUCUGUGUAUCUGACAGUUCUGCAGAAAGUAAAAAAAGAGAGGCGAAAGGGACCUGCCUGAAAAUCGAGGGACAGGAAGGUUAUGUGUUAAAGUCCUACAGCUUUCAUCCUCACGAUCUCACGGAUACAAAGUCGCCAAGCUGCUCCUCAACACUGGAUAAAGAUUCCCUCCCUAGUUUCCAUUUAUCUUCUCAGGUAGAAAAACGGUUAGACUUGGAGAAAGUGUGUGAUAUUGCGCCAUCGUCCCUCAAUGACGGACAUAUAAACAUUGAGAAGUAUCCAAACGGUGGUGGACUGAGUGAAAGUGUCAGAGAUCAUAUUGGGGAUGCAAAUGGGAUGGAAGAGGAAAUGCAAGAGGACGAAAGGCUAGCAUUUGGUGGCGCCAUUGGCCCUUUCCUAACCCGAGACUGUGAUGACUAUAGUAAUUUAUUAAGCGGAUACACAAGCACCCUUUAUGAUGUUGCCAUGGAUGCCGUCACUCAAAGUCUUUUGUCGUCGAUGAGGGGUCACGGCAACCCGAGGAAAAAAUCUCAAGCGUGGAAUCACUUCUUCAUUUCGCCACGGGACAAUACCAAAGCAAUCUGUCUAUACUGCAUGAAAGAGUUCAGUCGGGGCAAGAAUGAAAAAGACCUCAGCACGAGUUGUUUAAUGAGGCACGUACGAAGGGCUCACCCGACUGUGCUUAUACAGGACGGCACAGAUGCAUCCUUCUCCAGCCUGCCUCUUUUUCCCUCAUCGUUGAUACCUCCCUCCCCAGGCUCACCAAAAAACGGAGACUUUUUUACUUCUCCCUCAAAGAACACAUCACCGUCCACAUCCUCGGCUGAAAAUUCAAGCCCGUCAUCCAAAGAAGUGCUGCCCAAAGUCGAACAAAAAAUAGAUCAGUUUACAAAUGUCGACCCUCUGAGUAGCAUCCUUCCACCCUUUCCGUCCUCACAUUCCAGCGAAAACAACGACGACUUAUUAGACAGAGGACCCGAGCGCCCUCCGGGAACCCCUAAAGGCGCCAGUUCCCGUCGCAGAUCGGCCGUGUGGAAGCAUUUCUACUUGUCACCUGCAGACAAUUCCAAAGCUGUGUGUAUCCACUGCAUGAAUGAAUUCAGUAGGGGUAAAAACGGAAAGGAUCUCGGGACAAGCUGUCUCAUUCGUCACAUGUGGAGAGCCCACAAAGAGGUUGUCAUCGAGGAAAACGGACAUGGCAACCACAUUCCGCCACCCUAUACAAACCCACCCUCGCUGCUGUCCCGCUCACAGCUACAUGAUGCACUGGAAAUUAAAAAAGAGCCACCCUUUCUUAUGUCCUCCCCAGAGACUAUAUCAGAUGAACUACCCCAAAGCUUAGAGGAAAGCAUGUUUAUUAAGGAGGAGAGAGACCUUAUGCAUCUCUCAGGGCAGGAUUCCUCUUUUAACUUCUUUAAAACUCAGGGGGCUGAUACACCACUGACUUCCUCACCAUACCUCUCUGAAGGCCCCAGCCUCAGUCAGAACCAUUUAGUUUUCCAACAGAAUAAAAAGCUUAUGAAACGGGUGAAAUCUGAAGUGUGGCAACAUUUCAUAGUGUCGCCAGUUGACCAGUUAAAAGCACUGUGCCGUUACUGUCCUUGUGUCAUUAGUCGGGGCAAGCGGGGCGACUUUGGCACAAGUUGCCUGAUGAGGCAUCUGAUGAGACGUCACCCAGACGUCAUGAAAAACCAAAAAAGCACAGACGAGAAGGAAUCGUUCCCUCACCCCUACGCCAUGCUCACCUCAACAGAUCCAGUCUCGGCCAAAGAAGCUGACGACUCUGGCAUUGACAAAAAGCCCCCAAACCUGCCUGUUUUUAGCAAAAGGACGUCAAAACUGUGGAAUCAUUUCUCCAUUUCCGACACCGAUCCCACCAAGGUGAAUUGUUUGCACUGUAGCCGCACAAUUAGCAGAGGCAAAAAGACUACGAACCUCGGCACAAGCUGCCUCUUCAGGCACAUGCAGAGGUUCCACGGACAUUUUCUCGAAAGUAACAGUUCUAUCUCAGGUGUUGUGCCGUCUGCUGAAGUUCGCAUUAAACAAGAGCCGAUGGAAGCCACCGUUUAUCAGCCGGAGCAAAGCUGUGAGAGGUUUGAUGAACACCACCCGGUUGCCAAAAAAACCACAAAGCUUAUUGCGGAAAUGCUCGCACUGGAUCUUCAGCCAUCAGCUAUGGUAGAGAAUUCUGGACUGACUAGACUGAUAGAGUUCCUCCAGCCUCAGUAUUCUCUUCCACCUUCUUCUUACUUUACCAGCACCGCCAUACCAGAAAUGUACAGUAAGGUGAAAGAUGUUGUGCUGACCCACCUAAAAGAGGCCGAAGGCGGCGUUGUCCAUUUCACAACAAGUAUUUGGGUCAGCAGCCAGACAAGAGAAUACCUGACCCUUACCGCUCACUGGGCAGCAUAUGAGUCAAAUCUCCGACCUCAAGGUCAAGACUUCCACUGUUCAGCUCUCCUAAGUGUCUCGCAAAUAGAUUGUGACCAAGAUAUGCACGACAUCCCAAAGCAGCUUGAGUACCUAUGGGACAAUUGGAUCACCUCACCAGGGCUGAAGAAAGGGUUCACAGUAACAGAUAACGACACCAUCAAAAAUACCUUGGAGGAGCAUGGCCAUGUCACCGUGCAGUGUUUUGGACACACCAUAGACCUCAUUGUAAGCGAAGCCAUAAAAAGCCAGAGAUUGGUUCAGAACCUUCUGAGCAUAGCGCGAAAGAUCUGCGAACGUGUGCACCGUUCGGCAAAUGCUAAAGAAAGACUGGCCGAGCUCCAAAAGACUCACCAGCUACCAGAAAACCAGCUGAUACAGGACGUUCCAUCUAAGUGGAUGACGUCCUUCUUCAUGUUGGAACGCCUGGUUGAGCAGAAGAUAGCUAUCGACGACUUGUCGAUAGAGUGCAAUUUCAGGGAAAUAAUCAGCUUUGACCAGUGGGAGGUGAUGCUCUCAGUCUGCAAUGCACUGAAACCCUUUGAAGUGGCCAGCAGAGAGCUGAGCAACCGCACUGCCACUCUGGGCCAAGUCAUACCGCUCAUUCACAUUCUCACCAGGAAAAUAGAUCUCUUGUUUGAUGAGACUGUUGGCAUCGACAAUAUGCUGAUGUCUCUAAAGGAAGCAAUGAUGAACAGGAUGUCGGCUACUCUGCAAGACCCACGUUAUACCUGGGCCACCAUGUUGGACCCGAGAUACAAAACAUCACUGUUCACAGAGGAAGAAGCAGAGCGUUGCAAACAAGAUCUGAUCCAGGAGCUGGACUUGUCCUCUUCUACCUCAGUUCCAGUUGACUCUCUCCUCCCCAACGGCUGCGACGAGGACCCCGUUUCCUCUGACAACCCUCACUCAACCAGAGACAACCUCUGGCCCUUGAUGCCUGAAUUCAGGCAAAACAUAAAAGAGGAGGAGGAGGAGGAAAAGUCCGCAGAGAUGGUAGUGCUGGAGUAUUUGGAGGAAGACAUCUUAGAUCAAAGCUGUGACCCCCUCGACUAUUGGAACCUGAAAAAGUUUCUGUGGCCCGAUCUUGCCAAAGUAGCCGCCCGUUACGUGGGCUGCCCUCCCACCAUCGUCCCAGUAGAGACGCUGUUUAGCACCGCCGGCGUCAACUGUGCUCUAAACCAGCCCAGGCCAAUGCUGGACAACAUAGAGGGACUGCUGUUCCUUAAGGUCAACCUCCCCUUGAUCUAUUUUCAGUACUGAACAUUAUUGAAUAUUAAUUUGAAAACUGUUCCAUCAAGGACCAAGUUGCAUAGCUGUGAAAUGGGUGGGCUUGUGUGGGGCUAAUUGUAAAAUAGGGAUUUAUACACUGAUUCUUAAUGCAAAGGCCAGAUUGAGGGUUUCUUGUAUUGUGUACUACUGUUAAACACUUGGAGCUGUUGUGAUGAAACGUCUCAGUGAGAAGUGUAUCAGGGAGGGAUUUUUUUUUCUUUCUUUCUUUUUAGCUGUAGGGGGAUAGUGAUGAUGUGUUUGGUUGUAAUCUUUUGUUAUUGUUGUUUUUUUCUGUUGUCUACUCUCUCCUUGUGCCUUAACCAAAACUACUUCAGGUCAAAAUGCUGUAAAUAUUAUAGAAAUUGUACUGAUCGCAUCAGGAUCCGUUUUUUUAUUAUUAUUAUUAUUAUUAAUUAAACAUAGAUGCAAGGAAUUUUUUUCUCAGAAUGACAACUUGGCCCAAAAACAAAUGCUGUGACUGAAAUAUGUUUUAAGUUAAUGCUAUUUAAUUUUUCUUUGUAAAUUUGAGGCUUACGGUACGGUAGAAAGUCUUUUUUUUUUUUUUUUUUUAACUCACUGAAAUGCUUUUAAUAAGAUGAUGUAUAAUGUGGCUGUAUUUUCAGAAUAAGGUGGAUUUUUUUGGAAUACACCAGUUGACUCUUAAGCACAAUUUAAGUUUAUGUCCAGGGGAUUAAAUUAUGGGUUUAUUAUUGAUGAACAGUGUACUGUACAUUUUUAUAUUAAAUGACUUCUGAACCUAAUUUGAUAAACGUUUAGCAUUCAGACUGGAAACAUGCAAAUUUUGUGGUCAUUUGUAAAUAAAGGUUUUUCUUGAACGGUA